AUGGCUGAAAGCGUGUUGCCUCCUCCUACGAAGUUCAAUAUCGAAGCCACAGAUGCAUACAUAGAAUGGAAAGCUUGGAUAGAGUCUUUUAAUAUCUAUGCUGUAGCGGUCGAGCUCGAAAAAAAGUCGGAUGGUGUCCAAACAGCGACAAUGCUGCAUUGCCUAGGGCCGGCGGUGCAAAGAAUAUUUAGAACAUUGCCCAGCAAGAAAGAAAGUUUUAAAGAGGCAGUUGAAGCUCUUGAAGGCUAUUUCGCGCCGAGAAGAAACGUCGUUGCUGAAAGACACAAGUUUCGCAGUCGAAAACAAAAUGCUGAUGAGACAAUCAAUGCGUAUCUAACAUCGUUAAGGGAAUUGGUAAAAACGUGUGAAUUCGGGGCGCUCGAAGACGAAAUGCUAAGGGAUCAAAUCGUAGAAAAAUGCUAUUCAAAACAACUAAGAGAAAGACUCUUAGCUCAGGAAGAACUAGACCUGGCUAAGACCCUCAGAAUAGCAAGAAGUAGCGAAAGCGCCAUAAAAGAAGCACGACUCCUUUCUGGUCAUGAAACAAAAGACAACAUCAUUAACAUUGACCGCCUGAAUAACCCUGACAAGCGAAAUAGGAAUUACAAUAGUGAAAAUUUCAAGUGCUAUAGGUGUGGCGGCGUGGGCCACAAGCCAGCAGAUUGUCGAGCCAUAAGUAUGAAAUGUAAUAACUGUCAAAAGUUAGGACAUUUUGCUCGCGUAUGUCGCUCGAAGGGUGUAUCUCGAAAGCCGUAUGAAUCUCAAAAGACUUCGAGUAAAAAGACGAAAGCGCAUAGAAACGUCCGUGCAAUUCGACGCAAAGAUUCAGAUAGUAAUGAAUCGUGUAUUGAAAGCGAAUCCGAAGACGAACAGAUUCUGUUCAUGGAAGGGCAAGACAGUCCUGUCCAGAUUACAAUCAAUGGUCGCAAGAUAAAGAUGGUCGCCGACACCGGUUGUAGGCAGAACAUUAUUUCUUCCCAGUUGUAUACAGAGCAAUUCAAAGAACACCCACUCAAAAGCACAACCAAACAGUUUGUGGCAUAUGGUCAGAAGGUACCGCUAACCUGCCUUGGUCGAUUUAAAGCCAGUUUGAAAGCAGGUAUGAUGACUAUUCAUAGCUUUGUGUACGUAAUUAAAGGCCAAGCCGAGUCGCUGCUCGGGAGAAAAAGCUGUUUUGACUUGGGAAUAUUCAAACAAGUCAAAUUUGUGAAGCAGACUAACUCUAACUCUAAGAAGAUUAAUGACCCAAGAUUGAACUCAUUAGUUAAUGAAUAUAAUGACUUGUUUCACGGGUUAGGUCAAAUUACAAAUUAUUAG
Paramuricea clavata is the source of this 1317-nucleotide messenger RNA. NCBI's taxonomy places the organism in Eukaryota, Metazoa, Cnidaria, Anthozoa, Malacalcyonacea, Plexauridae. The record is from the annotation of a GenBank genome assembly.